Molecule: messenger RNA, 1353 nt
Organism: Procambarus clarkii (red swamp crayfish)
Lineage: Eukaryota; Metazoa; Arthropoda; Malacostraca; Decapoda; Cambaridae
Gene: Pex14
Product: peroxin 14
Biological process (GO): protein import into peroxisome matrix, docking
Cellular component (GO): peroxisomal importomer complex; peroxisomal membrane
Molecular function (GO): signaling receptor binding
Source: RefSeq, a predicted model, not a curated record
ACCUCGUGUCGCAGAGGUUAGAAAGGGUGGCUGACUAGAGCGCCAACUGUCCUGGGAGAAAAUCAAUCCGCCGAUAAUAUUUUGGUGUGUAAUCGUUAGUAUCUGAAGGAGGACGGCGGCGCCAAGACCACCAUACAUUAAUAUUUAGCAUAACCUGUGAGCGAUGUAUGCCCUCUACAUCCACUUUUGUUAUCCCCAGAGCAUGAGAAAGAAGCCAUGAGUGGGGACACCGUGGAGGAGCCGCUGGCACUCCGUCACAAUCUGGUGGACGAAGCUGCCAAGUUUUUGCUGAAUCCCAAUGUCAUGAACCAUGCAUAUGACCAAAAAACUGCCUUUCUGCACAAGAAAGGGCUAACAGAAGCCGAGAUCCAGGCAGCAUUUUCUAAAGCGAAGACGGUUGCCCCUGCGGGUGCUGCAGGAAGUAGUGUGGUGCCUCAUCCUGGCUUAUAUCCUUGGCCCCCUGGUCCUGCCUACACGGCUCCAGCCCCUCCAUCUGUCUGGAUUAAGAUUCGAGAUGUUUGCAACUUAGUAUUUCUCUUGAUGGGAACUUCAUAUGGUGCAUACCAUAUAUAUAAAAAAUACCUGGGUCCAUGGCUGACAGGACGUCGUCAGAAGACGGUGGAAGAGAGCAUGAUUGAGCUUCAGCAGUCAGUAGUAACUGUGUUAAAGGAGGUUCAGACCACUUUGACAUCACUAGAACAGACACUAGUUACCCAGAAUCUCCGCAUCCAGUCCCUUGGUAUUCAGGAAGAAAGUCGAGGUAAUGUCACACCCAAGCAGCUGGAUCAACUGAAGGGAGAAAUAGCCUCCCUUAAGGGUCUCCUCAUCAAUCGACGGACAUUUCCAUCCACCCCAGGCAUGGCACCAUCCAUUCCCUCCUGGCAGCGGAGCAAGGCAGUGGAGAAACCUGUGGAAACCUCUCCUAGCACGUCUGUCUCUUUGUCCAACCAGGUUGAAGUGAUGGAUGAGAGAGAUACAUCAACAGAAAGUCAAGAGGACCCAAGUGAGACAACAAUUGAUGCAGCGUAUGUAGAGAAGGGAGCACAGAAGAGAGAACAUAUGGCUCAUGUCCCAGAAGCGAAUGGACAUGAUAAGAGUGAACUUUGUGGAGGCGACAGUGGCUCAUUCCCUGACUCGUCUGAUGAGAUGUCCCAGUGAGCCAGUCAGAUGUGCAUUGCAGCAUAUAGUAUACAUGUUAUUCAAGACAUAGAGAAUGUCUGAUGACUUGUAUGUUUUCACGUAUGUAUAUAUAUAUAUAUAUGUCGUACCUAGUAGCCAGAACGCACUUCUCAGCCUACUAUGCAAGGCCCGAUUUGCCUAAUAGGCCAAGUUUUCAUGAAUUAAUUGUUUUUU